This is a messenger RNA of Caenorhabditis briggsae, 627 nucleotides long. The transcript has 4 exons. Gene Ontology annotation, cellular component: nucleus. NCBI's taxonomy places the organism in Eukaryota, Metazoa, Nematoda, Chromadorea, Rhabditida, Rhabditidae. The record is from RefSeq and is a predicted model, not a curated record. The coding region runs from base 1 to 627 and encodes 208 amino acids.
AUGUGCUCUCAUGGACACUCGCAUAACUGUGCCUCAGAGCACAUUCCAGAAGGUUCUGGAGACGACGUUCAUCGAUAUGAUAUGGUCAGCUAUAUUGACCUAGACAAGGUUACAACUCUCAAUGAAUCAAUUGAUGGAGCAGGAAAGAAAGUUUUCAAAGUGAUGGAAAAUCGAGAUGACAGAACCGAAUUCGUCGAAAGUGAUUGUGACCACGAGCUUCUGUUCAAUAUUCCGUUCACAGGUCAUGUUCGUAUCACUGGUCUUUCGAUAAUCGGAGACGAAGAUGGAUCACAUCCUGCCAAAAUUCGUUUAUUCAAAGAUCGAGAUGCGAUGGCAUUCGAUGAUUGUAGUAUCGAGGCCGACCAGGAGAUUGAUCUGAAACAGGAUCCACGUGGACUAGUGGAUUAUCCUCUCAAAGCAUCAAAGUUUGGAAACAUCCACCAUCUUUCAAUUCUGGUGUCUGCGAAUUUCGGAGAGGAUGAGACGAAAGUGUAUUACAUCGGACUUCGGGGAGAGUUUCAGCACGAGUUCAGACAGAGAGUUGCUAUUGCCACAUAUGAGUCACGCGCACAACUGAAGGAUCAUAAGAACGAAAUUCCAGACAGUGUGACCAGAAGUCUCUUCUAA